AUGCUUAAGCACAUCUUGUUAGCCACUGCAGCGAUUUUCCUAGCCUGCGAUGCUGUCGCUGGAGAGUCCUGUAACAGUACAACACCGAUUGUCGUCCAUCCCACUCCUCCCGGCGUGACUAAAUAUGACUCGUUCGCGGUUCAAGUACGCUCAACUGCUCAUACAAAGCAAGAGUAUACUAUGCAACCGUUUCUUGUCCAAGUAGGCGAGGCCAAUACCACCAGCGGCGCCAGUAUCGUGCACAACACUUCCGUCGCAUAUUUUGAUUUUUGUGGCCCCGUCGAGGUGUCCGUCAAUUACCACAAUGGCCCUAUACAUUCAGCCGUCGUCCGUCCGCAUUCAUAUAACAUCGUUCCAAAGGUGCACGGGGACGUCAUCACUUUCACUCUUGAUUCUCCAAAGAACGUGGUUAUCCAGGUCAACGAUAAUAUAUGGGACGUGCUCCACCUUCUCACCAAUCCCAUUGAGACUGAUGUGCCUCAGCCAUCUGAUCCGGGUGUCAUCUACUUCCACCCUGGUAUCAACAAUAGCACAGCAGCCGGGACGAACAAAUCACUACUCGUCCCGCCCGGUAAAACUGUCUAUCUCGCUCCUGGAGCCACCGUCACGCUUCCACUAGGGUUCCACAAUAUCUCCGACGCCGGCGUCCGCGGCCGAGGACUGUUGCUCAAAGCACCUAUCACAAUCGAGUAUUCGUCUCGCAUUACAGUCCGCGACUUAGUCAUCGUCAAUACGAACAUCGGCAUCGCAGUCUCAUCAGAUGUGACGGUGCGCGGGAUUCGGUCCUUCUCCAUCGGCGCAUGGGGCGACGGAUUGGAUAGCUACUGCAGCCGCAACGUGCUCGUGGACAGCGUGUUUAUGCGCAACUCGGACGACAAUAUUGCAUUCUACCAGCACCGGAACAACUGGUCGGGAGACUCAAGCAACCUCACCAUCCAGAAUGCCGUGCUCUGGGCCGACUAUGCCCAUCCCAUCAAUAUCGGAACACACGGUAAUACACCCAACCCGGAGACGAUGGACGGCGUCACGAUCAGGAACAUCGAUGUCCUCGACCAUCGUGAGCCGCAGAUGUGGUACCAGGGAUGUCUGGCUAUCAACGCCGGGGACGACAACCUCAUCCAGAACGUGGUGGUAGAUGGGAUGCGCGUCGAGAACUUCCGCGAGGGCCAGCUGGUCAACCUGCGCAUCAUGUAUAACUCCAAGUACAAUACGUCACCGGGAAGGGGAAUUCGCAAUGUGUAUAUCAAGGGACUGCAAUACAACGGGACCAAUGCUAAUCCGUCACUGGUCCUGGGGUACGACGAACAACGUAACAUCACCAAUGUCACCUUUGAGGAUCUCGUGAUCAACGGCAAGAAGAUCUACGAUGGCAUGAAGAAACCGAGUUGGUACUACACAGCUGACUUUGUGCCAAUGUUUGCCAACGAGCAUGUCCAUAACCUGACGUUUACUGCGUCAUGA
Molecule: messenger RNA, 1461 nt
Organism: Aspergillus udagawae
Lineage: Eukaryota; Fungi; Ascomycota; Eurotiomycetes; Eurotiales; Aspergillaceae
Product: putative endo-polygalacturonase
Exons: 1
Coding region: 1-1461 (486 amino acids)
Source: RefSeq, a predicted model, not a curated record